This is a messenger RNA of Oryzias latipes (Japanese medaka), 1653 nucleotides long. RefSeq names its product SAMM50 sorting and assembly machinery component (gene samm50). The record is from RefSeq and is a predicted model, not a curated record. NCBI's taxonomy places the organism in Eukaryota, Metazoa, Chordata, Actinopteri, Beloniformes, Adrianichthyidae. Gene Ontology annotation, cellular component: outer membrane. Gene Ontology annotation, biological process: mitochondrial respiratory chain complex assembly; protein insertion into mitochondrial outer membrane.
GGCCAGGAAGUGACAUGGCCGCCUCCUUAUACGGAGGUCCCUCGCUUCUCUCCGGUGACUUGUAGGUUAAAGUAGUUUUGCGUUUUUCCUCGCAAAGUUUCGCCAGCGCGUUCCCGCUCAGCGCCCCGCGGAGCUCAGCAUGGGCACCGUCCAUGCCAGGAGCCUGGACCCCAUGCCCAUGCAGGGCCCAGAGUUGGGGGUUCAAGCUGAUGAUAUUGAAGCUCCAGGAGUUCAACAGGAGCCAAAGCAAGAAGUUCUUGAAAACAAAGAUGUUGUAGUUCAGCAGGUGCACAUAGAUGGUCUUGGAAGAACUAAGGAGGACCUGCUGACCUAUGAAAUCGCUGAAGUCUUUCGGGCCAAGAAUUUGAUUGAUGUGAUGCGUAGGUCCCAUGAAGCCCGACAGAGACUGCUGCGUCUCGGCAUCUUCAGAAAGGUUGAGGUCAUCAUAGACACCGCACGAGGUGAACAUGCUCUUCCAAAUGGCCUUGAUGUCACCUUUGAGGUCACCGAGCUGAGACGCUUGACAGGCAGCUACAACACCAUGGUUGGAAAUAAUGAAGGAAGCAUGGUACUUGGUUUAAAGUUACCCAAUGCACUAGGUCGGGCAGAAAAAAUGACAUUCCAGUUUUCCUAUGGAACCAAAGAAACAUCCUAUGGCCUGUCUUUCUUUAAACCACAACCUGGACACUUUGAGCGCAAUUUCUCCAUCAAUGCAUACAAAGUGACAGGCCAGUUUCCUUGGAGCUCAUUGAGAGAGACGGAUCGAGGAAUUUCUACAGAAAUAAGUUUCCCUGUGUGGAAAACCAACCAAACCUUGAAGUGGGAAGGAGUAUGGAGAGAGCUGGGCUGCCUUGCUAACACUGCUUCCUUUGCUGUCCGUGAGGAGAGCGGUCAUUCCCUCAAGUCCUCCCUUUCGCAUGCAAUGGUCAUUGACACCAGAAACUCCUCCAUCCUUCCAAAAAAAGGGGGCUUACUGAAGAUCCAUCAGGAGCUUGCUGGUUUCACUGGAGGAGAUGCUUGUUUCCUAAAGGAGGAUUUUGAGAUCCAACUCAACAAAAAACUCUUCUGGGACUCAGUUCUUUCUGCCUCAUUGUGGGGUGGCCUGCUGCUACCUCUUGGUGUCGAGAAGACGAGCAUAGCAGACAGGUUUUAUCUUGGUGGUCCUACCAGUAUCAGGGGGUUCAGUAUGUACAGUAUGGGCCCACAGAGUGAUGGAGAUUAUUUGGGAGGAGAGGCCUACUGGGCUGGAGGCCUCCACCUCUACACACCUCUUCCCUUCAGACCUGGCAGGGGAGGCUUUGGUGAUCUGUUUAGAACCCACUUCUUCCUGAACGCUGGAAACCUUUGUAACCUCAAUUAUGGUGAGGGGCCACAAGCACAUUUGAAGAAACUUGCAGAAUGCCUCCGCUGGUCAUAUGGACUGGGCAUUGUGCUGCGUUUGGGAAACAUUGCCAGACUGGAGCUGAAUUACUGCAUUCCCAUGGGAGUCCAGAGUGGCGACAGGAUUUGUGACGGGGUCCAGUUCGGUGCAGGAAUCCGAUUCUUGUGAAACUGCUCUCGACUUACCCAAUGCAUCGAAAAGAGAAACUGAUUUGUACAGUACUAUUGUUGAAAUAAAUUAGUUAAAUAAAAUUAUUUUAUCUGGCUGUCAAA